AUGUCGAAGAAGCAGGAGUAUAUCGCGAAGGUCAGGUACCAGAACGAACUGCCACCUCCCUUACUACCGCCCAAACUACUAAAGUAUAAAUUUGCUCCCGAGGAAGCGGUGGAAUCGCCACAACUUGUAACUUCACUCUACACCAAAACUAAUGUUACACCACUGGUGAAGCUGAACGAGGAUCUCAGCAUGCCGCUAGAUUUGACCAAAAUUCCUGGUGUAUUAAAUCGUAUGGAUACGAAAUAUCUUUAUGGGUUUGAUAACAUCAAAUUGCAGCCUGAAGACCGUGUACUAUUAAGAGAUCCAAGAGUUGAUAGGCUCACGAAAACAGAUAUGUCCAAAGUCACUUUCCUGAGAAGAACUGAAUACGUAUCCACAACUACGACUUCUAAGCACAAUAUAAAGAAGAGAAGUGCUUCAGAAUUGGCAAAUGAGGAGGACGAACUGUUAACACCAGUGCAAAUCGUGAAGAGGGUGGAGAACACAUUCGAUAGCAUUUCUGAUGACUUGUCAAAGAUUUCCCAUCCUACCAAGAAAAAAGUCCAUGCAGUUAAAACCUGGGAUUUACUUCCCGACACGGUUGCAAUGGACCAGACAUUUUUCACCAUUAGGAUGAUCGGGUCUGCAGCAUUGGAGAGCGCUGAGAAAAAUAAGCUUGCACUGUCAACAGCACUAUUUAGACCAGUUGAGUUGGAAGAAGAUGAAUGGGUCACGCUAUAUACGACAGACCAAGAUAGCUCGAAGGCCUUCGAGCGAAACUUUGAGCAACAAAUCGACGACGUUCCCGAGGACGAUGACAGAGUCUACAAAUUUAGGAGACUAAGAGAUUUUGAUAUGAAGCAUGUGCAGCCUUCAAGUGGAGGUUUAUUCAGUGAGCUUACUUUAAGAUUCAAUGACGAAAGAGGUGUGGUGUAUUACACUCCUCUCCGGUCAAGAAUUGAGCUUAGAAGGCGGAGAGUCAAUGAUGUUAUUAAGCCCUUAGUAAGAGAGAACAAUCUUGACCAAAUAAACAUCAAGCUCAGAAACCCGACAACGCAAGAAACGAAGCUGCGGGACAGAAUCAGGAUGAAAUUUGAUCCUAUUGACUUCCCUGCAAUUGAGGACGAUGAAGAAGAGACAAAGAAUAAUCAAGAGCUCACCAACACGGAUGACUUAGAAUUGAACGUAGAUGAUCAGCACCAUGACGAAAAGGAGGAUGGAAACCGUGACAAUCAGCUUGGUCACGAGCCUGAGGAGAAGACGCAAAAUAGUUUGAGCAAUGAAGCGGAGCCCGAUAUCAAGGCAGAAGCAGAAGGUCAUGCAGCUCAGGAUACUACCGAAACGUAG
Molecule: messenger RNA, 1326 nt
Organism: Lachancea fermentati
Lineage: Eukaryota; Fungi; Ascomycota; Saccharomycetes; Saccharomycetales; Saccharomycetaceae
Source: the annotation of a GenBank genome assembly